AUGAACCAUUUCCCGGAAGCGUGGGGUAGAGUACGCUUCAUCACUCAAUCAAACCUCCACCAUCGUUUUUUCAAAGACUGACCGGUUUCCUCUUUUUAUCCACAACUAGCCCAGAAAUGACAUUUACGGCGCAUACGAUGCCUCGUAUUUGCAAUCCUCUAUGCCGAACCAGCACACCCAGUCCCCGAUCGUUACCGGUACCAGUGUUGUUGCGCUGAAAUUUAACGGAGGGGUUGUUAUUGCUGCUGAUAAUCUCGGUAUUCUUGCCCCCCGCCACCGCCAUCCCUAUCUAUUCGUCCAUAUUUCCUGCCGCUAAUGUUGAUAACGAUGCCAUCCAAAGCUUCCUAUGGCUCCCUCGCUCGCUUCACCGACAUCGAGCGUCUGAAGCGGGUCGGGACUCACACUGUUGUCGGCGCCGGCGGUGACAUCUCGGAUAUGCAGUACUUACACGAAAAGCUGUUGGAUCCCUUGAUCAUUAAGGAGGAGUAUCAGAACGAUGGACACCAUCUACGUGCCUCGCAUAUCUACAGGUACCUUAGCAAGGUGUUGUAUCAGCGUCGUAGCAAGCUCAAUCCCCUGUGGAAUACCCUACUGGUCGCUGGAUGGGACGAUGGCAAGCCGUGAGUUUACCAAUCACUCUUGAAGAGAGGAGGUAGAGCGAUUAAUGUCCGGUGCAGGUUCUUGGCUUCUGCGGAUCUUCUAGGAACCACCUUCUCCGCCCCUGCUCUAGCCACUGGAUUCGGUGCGCAUCUCGCCGUCCCCCUACUCCGUCGUAUUUGCCCCGACGAAGCUGCCGUUGAGGGCAUCAACUGUGAACAGGCAGUUGCCGCUGUUGAGGAGUGUAUGAAGGUGCUUUUCUACCGUGAUGCUCGAAGUCUGAGCAAGUACUCUUUGGCCAUAAUCACCGCAGAGGAUGUGGAGAAUGCUGGGGAGGGCGAAGCCAAGGAGAAGGUCAAUAUUGAGUGGAGGAAGGAUAUAGAGCUUCAAAACCAGAGCUGGGCGUUCGCGGAGGGUAUUAGAGGGUACGGAGCGCAGAUUGUCUAGGUGUAUGGAUAUUAGACCUUGAGGGGCGUUGUCAAUGAACAUGUGGGGCACACAAUAUCCACAUACUCGCUCACCCAAGAUGUGAAUGGUGGAUACCUUAUCCCCGUGAACACUUGUGACUAGAACCAA
Tuber aestivum (summer truffle) is the source of this 1173-nucleotide messenger RNA. Lineage: Eukaryota; Fungi; Ascomycota; Pezizomycetes; Pezizales; Tuberaceae. The record is from the annotation of a GenBank genome assembly.